UUGUCUUACAGAGAUAGCUUUGUCCGGAGUCCGGAGAGCCAGCCGGACGACGUCGGGACCCGAACCGUCGAUCCCUUGCACCAACCCGUGCAUGGCCGGCUAUCUUCUAGAUCACUGUACGUGCGUUCCAUGUCGAUCGCUCGCUAGUGUGUGUGUGUGUCUGCUCAACAAACCGAAUCGAACCCGUGCAUGGUCAAUCUGCAACCGCGUGGCGUGGUGUGGAAAGGUGGGGGAGAGAACCUUGUGUACUAUCUGCUACUACUAUGCUCUAUCCAUGUCCUCUCCGCGUGUGCCUGUUGCGACGGUGGGGGGUGGCCAGCGGCUAGCUGGUGUGUAUAUAUAGGACCCGGACGGACCUUGGGGCAUCGAGAAGAGCAGACAAGCACCCAUCAUCAGCCAGCAGAAACCAUCGAUCAAUCGCUCGCCGGACACAGCAUCUAUUCUGCUCGCACACGCACAUACGGAUUCAGUCGAUCGAUAGGUAUAGUGAUGGAGAAUGAGAGGAACAACCAGGCUCCACCCCUACCCCCAGGCUACUACCCAUCCGCGGCUGCGGAGCAACGGCAAGGCGGCGGCGGCAGGAAGGGAUUCAUCCAAGGAUGCCUGGCCGCGCUCUGCUGCUGCUGGAUCUGCGAGAUGUGCUGCGACUAACCGGCGUGCGAGGUCGCUGCCGGCACAAGACGUUGGUGCUAGUAUAGACCUAUGAAGAGCAUACACAUAGACACACACACAUAGAGAGACAGAGAGUCGUUGCUUAGUUAGUGUUUGUUUGUUGUUUUAGGUUGUGCAGAAAAUAACCGAGAACGGCGUGCGUGAGUUGUGUCCAUGUAUACGCGAAGACUGGUUUGGGGAGAUUUGAUUGGAAGAAAAAAAUGGCCCUGACCCCACCACGUGAAAUUCGGGGGAAGAGAGAAGUAGAUUACGAAGUUUAAGUAAGUUUACCUAGAUGGUACAUAGGUGUAGGAUUAGAGUAAUGCUACACCUACGAAUGGCUUAAGGUAAUCCUUACGGGAUAAACAGCUCGCAAGUUAUGACUGGGACUAGAGAGAAGGCAGGCCACACCCCACUUAAAAUCAGGGGGGAAAGAAGUA
Molecule: messenger RNA, 1091 nt
Organism: Triticum aestivum (bread wheat)
Lineage: Eukaryota; Viridiplantae; Streptophyta; Magnoliopsida; Poales; Poaceae
Exons: 3
Coding region: 190-651 (153 amino acids)
Cellular component (GO): plasma membrane
Source: RefSeq, a predicted model, not a curated record